Macrobrachium nipponense is the source of this 3467-nucleotide messenger RNA. RefSeq names its product tropomodulin-1-like (gene tmod). Gene Ontology annotation, biological process: actin filament organization; myofibril assembly; pointed-end actin filament capping. Gene Ontology annotation, cellular component: cytoskeleton; myofibril. Gene Ontology annotation, molecular function: tropomyosin binding. The record is from RefSeq and is a predicted model, not a curated record. Lineage: Eukaryota; Metazoa; Arthropoda; Malacostraca; Decapoda; Palaemonidae.
GACAUGGCGGGUUCGAACAAACUUUUCGGGAAGGACCUGGGCCAGUACGAGGAGCUGGACAUCGAUGACCUCCUGGAACAGCUCUCGCCCGAGGAGCUGGAAAUGCUCGCUGGAGAGGUCGAUCCUGAUGACACCCUGAUCCCUCCCAGCGAGCGCAACAAUUACAAGUGUGAAAAGGAGGCCACCGGACCCCUGGACCGCAAGAAACUGAUCAACCACAUCAACGAACAGGCCCUUAAUGAACCCGACAGACCAGAACUGGUUCCUUAUGUCGCUGGCGUCGUCAGAGGCAAGAAGUGGGUUCCACCUCCACCACCUGAGCCAGAGGAAGACGAUGAAGCUGUUGCAAAACCCCAGGAAGUGGAAAUCGACUUAGAUGAAGAAAUCCAAGCUGUUUUGGAUACUGCCACAGAGGAUGAAAUUGUUGAUCUGGCAGCUGUUUUAGGUUUCCAUUCCAUGAUGAGUCAAGAACAGUACCAUGCUUCACUUUUGAAUAAGGGAAAGCCUAUUGGUGUGGGCUGGGGUGGUGUCACGAAGGCCACCAAGUUCAAGGCACUUCCUGCAGAACCUCCAAAUGACACUGAUGCUGAAGAUAGCAUCAAGAAACUGAAAGAAGAUGACCCCAACUGCAAAGACCUCAACUUUAACAAUAUUAGGACCAUAUCUGACGAACAGUUCAAGAGAUUAUUUGAUGCCUUAGAAUUCAAUACCAAAUUGGAAACUUUAAGUAUGGCUAACACUGGACUCUGCGACAGACACAUAGAUGCUCUGGUCACCUCACUUACUACAAACAAUGCACUUAAAACACUCAAUUUGGAAACAAACAACAUUAGCCCAGCAGGUAUUGUUCGAAUCAUGGAGGCACUUCUUAAGACACAUACCAUAGAAGAAAUUCGUCUUGCAAACCAGCGAGCGAGUGUUUUAGGCAACAAAAUUGAGAUGCAGUUAACAGACAUCAUUGAGCAAAACCCGACUCUAUUACGUGUGGGCAUUCACUUUGAGUUCAACGAUGCUCGCAACCGUGUAUCCAGACAUCUGCAGAAGAACUUGGAUACUUUCCGUGAGGAGCGGUAUUCACGUAGUUAUAAGAGCUGCACCAGUGGCUAUCCAUUUCUCCCUCCAUUUAUGCGGCUACCAAGGAAAUACCUGGAGGAGGAAGAGGAAGAUGAGGAUGAAGAAGAGGAUGAAGAAGAGGAGGGUGAAGAGGAGGAGGAGGAGGAGGAGGAGGAUGAUGAAGAUGAGGAGGAAGAGGAAGAUGAGGAGGAGGAGGAAGAUGAUGAUGAGGCAGAAUACUGACCUUUUCUGUCUUGAAAACGAAGCUUAUGUUGUACUAUCCUACCCAACCAACCAGGCUACCACCCACAUAUCAGUUGUAACUCUUAUGACCACUGUAAAUGUGAUAGUUCAUUAACUUGUAUAUGGAAGCUUAUAAAUAUUAUUUUAAGAGACCAGUUUAUAGUAUUUUUAUUUAGGCUUGCUUUUUCUUAAUCACAAAAAUAAUUUAUGUACCACUCAACCUAAGCUAUAGCUGUGUUGGGAUAUCUGUGCUGACAAACAGCAUUGAUACAGUGAUGUGAAGUAUCACUGGCCUCUGUAUGAUCCACUUUCUCUUCCUCCUCUAAAUGCCCUUCCUUCUUUGCGCCGUCCUCAAGUCAUAUUCCGGAAUUAUUCAUUAAUUUUUUUUUGUUGAUCUCCAAACAAUCCCCUAAUUCAAAAUUACCCAGUCACUCACAAUACCUGUACCUUUGUGAAUGAAUGUUGGGCUGCCCUAUGACUCAUGCUAAAUAAAAAAAAAAAAAGCUUUUGUACCAGUUACCUUUUGUUGCCAAGUCAUUGUAGUAUUCCUGUUUUGUUCUUUUAGUAGUUUAUUUGGUACAAUUUAUUAUAUCCUUUGUCUCACAAAAUUGCUGUACAACAGUUUCUGGGUAGGAUACAGGUACAGGGCACAAAUUGAAUGGAUGGGUUUAUUCUUUAUUUAUCUAUUAAGGUUGUCAGACUUUUUUUAGCAUUAUCAUUUAUACCUAGUCCAAGAGGUAAUUUUUUUUGUGAAUAAGUAUAGGUUUAUGAAAAUAUAUUUUACUCGUGUAGAAAGUUUUUAAAACACUGUACUAUGAUGACAACAAUUCUGGGGAUGUAUGGACACUGAUUUUACAGUGUGUAGCUGUGUAGUCAAAGCCAAGAGAAAAGAUUUAUCCAGUCUUUAGAAUGAAAUUAGCCAUACAAACUACUUCCUUGAGGACUGUUUUCCAUGAUCAUUAUUCAUUCAAAGUUUUUUAUGUACUUCACGUUUCAUCUAUGCAACAUCUGGAAAGCACUUCUUAAUGAAGCUUUAUGUUGCUUAUUUUGGCUGAUUUGAUAAAGUCAGUCAUUGCACUAAAUAUUAGAAAAAAAGAUUUAUUAUAUAUGGGAGUCAAGACUGGUGCUCCUCUGAUCACUGCCAGCUGUCAAUCAGUCAGUGUUUGGGACUUUAUUAUAAUAAUAUAUGACAGAAAUUUAAAGGAUCUCUCACUUCAAACAUGUGACUCCCACAGUUUUUAUGAGCAUUGAUAUAAUGUGUUAAUAGUGUUUUUAAGUAAAUUUUGCAUUUCAUUGCUUCUCCAUGUAAUGUGGUGAGCGUUAGGCAUUACUUUUUGAACACUGCUUCAAAUGGAUUAUCAACAAAAAUGUCAUUAAAAAAGAAUUAAACUAUUUUAAUGUUAAUUGUACUGCAAAAUGCAGAACUUUGUACUAUUGUAAUUGUCUUUUUAAUUCUUACCGGUGUUUUAAGCUCAUGAAUUCUGUCUUUAUAUUCAGCUCAGAAUUAGUGCGGAGUUGUGAGUGCUUAAUCUGUGUUGCCUGUAAUGUAGCCUUUGCCACCAGAACCUGAUUGUUGUUUGAUUUACAUCGCAUCACUUGCAAAUCCAAGCUACAUGAAAUAUUUACUUCAUCCACUCUUCACAGUUAUAACAGAUUUAAACUUUACAUCUUUUUUGGCUUUCAGGCUAUAUUACAUGCAACUAAUCUAACACAUUCUGUGAUAGGGACAGUAGCACUCCUUUAUAUACUAUGUUUCUCUCUUAAGUGUUGCGAUGAGUUUCGUAACAAGUACCAUAUUUGACUAUAGAAGGGCUUGCAUGCUGGAUUUGUUAUAAAGACUGUGUGCAAGAAUUCAGUGCUUGUCUGGCAGUUGCAUUUCUCACAGAGCUUUGCUUUCAAUGGAUGAACUUUCGGAUGAAUUAUCACAGUUGUAUAUGUUAAGGAAUAUGGAAAGGGAACUUCACCAAUUACAGUACUAACAUUUUGUCAUUAUGUAUGUUGAUAAAUUUAUUCUCUAAUGUCUCGUAUGUAAGUUCCCAUAUCAUUUGUUUAACGUAUGAAUUGUAUUGUGAAAAUGAUUAGGAUGUUAGGUAUGUUUAUCAACUUUAUAUCUCUAGUUUAUAUUGUACAGUCCUGUACAUAGGAAUUCAGUAAAGUUUUCUUUCCAUAAA